Messenger RNA from Schistocerca americana (American grasshopper), 2795 nucleotides. It is a transcript of the gene Vav, whose product is annotated as protein vav. Gene Ontology annotation, biological process: regulation of GTPase activity; cell migration. Bases 113 to 2512 code for a protein of 799 amino acids. The transcript is spliced from 17 exons. Gene Ontology annotation, molecular function: guanyl-nucleotide exchange factor activity; protein binding. Gene Ontology annotation, cellular component: cytoplasm. The record is from RefSeq and is a predicted model, not a curated record. Lineage: Eukaryota; Metazoa; Arthropoda; Insecta; Orthoptera; Acrididae.
AUGUCAUGUAAUGUGUUGUUAGUUGUGUUUAUAUGCAAAAUAUAUCGGCUAUAGGAGGCAAUAAGCAAUGUGAAAACAAUUGUAGUGCCAUACAAUAAAUUGAGUGUAGAAAAUGGCAGUACAGACAUCUAACGAGCCGUGGAAAGAGUGUUCAAAGUGGUUGGUGAGGUGCGAUGUCUUAAGACCUGAUCACAAAACGAAUUGGUUAGACGCUUCUGUACACGAUUUAGCAUACACACUUAGGGAUGGUGUCCUUCUGUGUAAUUUGCUCAAUACACUGGAGCCAGGAUGCAUUGAUAUUAAAGAUGUUAACCGGAAGCCUCAGAUGGCACAGUUUUUGUGCCUUCGAAACAUUAAAACUUUCCUGCAGACUUGUCAGGACUGUUUUGGUUUGAAGGAAAACGAUUUAUUUGAGCCGUCCCAGUUAUUCGACCUCACUGACUUUUACCAAGUGCUGAAUACUUUGUCAAAAUUAUCUAAUUGUCCUAAAGUCCAAAGGAAAAACAUUAUUGGAUUCUCAAUACAUCGAAACCGCAGUGUCUCCCAAGAAGAUAUUUACAAACAUUUACAAACUAAUGAUGAUGAACCAAUUCGAGGCUUCACUGAUGAAGUGGAAUAUGGAAGUUACUACUCGCACAUCCGUAGUGAAGAUAUCUACCACGAUCUUUGCUCCAUAAGCAGUCAGUCACAGACACAGAUACCUGCUACUGUCACACACAGUUUUGAGAAACGUGAUUAUAUAAUAAAUGAGUUAGUAGAAACAGAGAAGAACUAUGUUGAAGUUCUGGCCACUGUACAGCGUUGUUUUAUGAGACCACUGAGUGGUGUUCUCACAGGUCAUGAUUCAAAAAUAAUAUUUGGAAGCAUAAAGGAUUUAGCUGAGAUUCAUGCUGGAUUCCACAGCCAGUUACGCAAAGCAAUAACUCCUGGCACCAGUAAUCGUCUCAGUGAUGUGUUUUUAAAUUGGAGAGAGAAAUUUCUUGUAUAUGGUGAAUACUGCGCUAACUUAACAAAAGCACAGAACCAUAUUCAAGAUCUGUGUCACCGCAAUCAUGCUAUUGAUCAGGAAGUAAUUAAAUGUGAGCAAGAAGCAAACAAAGGGAAGUUUAAACUACGAGAUAUACUGUCUGUGCCAAUGCAGCGUAUCUUGAAAUAUCCCUUACUUCUGGAGAAACUUAUAAGUGAAACACAAAUUAAUCAUGAAGAUUACAGAGGACUGGAAAGAGCAAAGGAAGCUAUGGUUGAUGUAGCUCAGUAUAUAAAUGAAGUUAAAAGGGACAGUGAUACCUUGAAUAUUGUCCAAGAUAUACAGGAUAGUAUAUCAGACUUGAACUUGCCAGAAAAUAAGUCGUUGAAAGAUUAUGGUCGCUUGUUGUAUGAUGGGGAAAUGCGAAUUAAGGCUCAUGAUGACCAGAAAGUGAAAUGCAGAUAUGUUUUCAUCUUUGAUAAAAUAAUACUGCUGUGCAAGCAAAUUAAGUCAACACGGGGUGACCUUUAUGCUUUUAGGGAGUACCUUUACUUAAGUGAGUACAAAGUUGAAAACACUAUUAACCGUGCUAUCCUACGGAAAGAUUCAAGGUGGAAUUACCAGUGGUUUCUUGUUAAAAAAGGUGAACAUACUGCCUUUACUAUGUACGCUCGCACAGAUGAUGCUAAAAGGAAGUGCAUAAAAGCAAUUGAGGAAGCAUUGGAUAAUAUUGAACCAAGCGUUUGCAAAAGCACAGACCAUAAAUUUCUAAUGCACUCAUUUGAUCGACCAUCAUCGUGCAAUCAUUGUAGUAAAUUUUUGAAAGGAAUGAUUUUUCAGGGUUACAGAUGCGAGAAAUGUCAAAUAGCAAUUCACAAAUCAUGCAUACCAUUCUCUGGUCGAUGUGGUGUGAGGAGCCAACCACCUGACUUUCCUCCGAGACCACCUGUCUCAAGGACUAUCCCGCCUCUUCCUAAUGGAGAAACUGUGUGUUGGAAUGACCACAGAAAGCUGGAGGAAUACCUCUGGUUUGUUGGUGAAAUGGGUCGAGAACGUGCAACUGCACUGUUGGCGCAAGAAGUGGAUGGAACAUAUUUGUUGCGUAUCAGGCCACAGCUGUCAUCAAGGACAAAUGACACUGUAUAUGCAUUGAGUCUGAAAACAGAUGAUAAAGUGAAACACAUGAAGGUAUAUGAGAAAAUUACAGAGAAUGGAAAACAGUAUUAUCUAUCAGAGUCAAGGUUUUUUAAGAGCAUUGUUGAAUUAAUAACAUGCUAUGAAACUUCCAGCCUUGUGGAAAAUUUUUCAGGAUUAGAUGUAUGCUUAAUGUGGCCUUAUCGCCGGAUAAUUGCUGUAGCUGAAUAUGAUUACAAUCCAACUGAACAGAAUCAGCUGCCAUUGAAACGUGGCUGCCAGGUUAUAGUAUUAAGUAAGGAAGGAGAUUUUCGUGGAUGGUGGAAAGGAAAAGUCCACGAUAAGGUUGGCUUCUUCCCAAAAAAUUAUGUUCGUGAACUCCCAAAUGCAUACAACCAUAACUUUACAUGAGACAGCUGAUUUUUCUCAAAGGAUUUUUUCCUUUAACCAGUUCUGAUGAAUGGUGGCAGUUUGUUUUCCAUUCCAUUAACUAGGAUUGCUGCAGAAUAUGGACGGUAGGCAGAAAUUAUAGAGGUAGAAGGUGGUUUGCACUAUCCACCUGUUUUCAGGCUACUGUGUAUUAUUUGGUAGUAUAUCAUCCAUCAGGAUGGAUUCUGUGACUCAUUUAAAAUACUGUGUCAAGUAUUUCAUGUAGAUGAACUUCUUCUCAGCAGUAAAAAGAUAAUUCAACAAA